This is a messenger RNA of Miscanthus lutarioriparius, 1227 nucleotides long. Lineage: Eukaryota; Viridiplantae; Streptophyta; Magnoliopsida; Poales; Poaceae. The record is from the annotation of a GenBank genome assembly.
AUGGCCGUGCUUAAGCUCCAAACAGUCCUUGCUGUGUCCGAAGAUUAUUUGCCUCUCACACACCGGCCGUUAAUCCGCUGGAAGGCAAAGCUGAAGUGUGUGGCCAAGGAAGGCAAGGGUGUCCUGCGUUCUCACAAGAAACAAAUCUUGAAGAGCAAAAGAAGAAACAAAUCCAUCUGGCAGGGCAUCUCUCGAGCAGCUAAGUUCUUUGUGCCUUUUGUCUAUGGAGCCGAAGAGCUGACUGUGGCUACGGUGAAAAGGUUUGAGAGGUUUGCGGAUCAUGCCAGCGACUUCAUCAAGUUCGUCGAGCUUGGCGGCGGACGCUGCGCAAGGAGCUUGGUGUUGUCCCUUCCAUCGCUCGCUCGAUCUUUGGGCGCUGGGGAAGCAGUGGAGCAUUCCCUACGGAUACGGAGCGGCACAGCUGUUCUCUUGCUUCAGCCAUGGUGGCUUGAGGAGCAUGACGAAGGGAACACGAAAAUAGCAUUUCUAUGGAUAUCCUAUGACCACGACGUGGCGUGGGAGAAGAGUUUGAAGAUGAUGGUCGCUUUCUAUCUAUCUGAUUCUGUGGAUAUCAUGAGAGUCACUACGGACUGCGUAGAUCUCCUGCCAUCCCAGUUCUGCACUGCUCGUGCGGCCAUGAAAGAACUCCUUGCUGAAAUGGCCUUGCACGGACGAAGGUCUCCUGCUCCAUCACCGCUUUAUCUGCGCUUUGUUCGUGGUAUCCAGAACAGUCAUCGCUACGGCUUUGCGCUGAAUCCACAGCUCAGAUGUUCCGGUGGCAGACUGCAAGUGCUGGAUCCAAUCCUGCUGGCAUGCGCCCACUUCUACAUCGUGCCGACUGAGAAAUCAAAUCGUGCUGCUGCUGCUGCUCUUGAGCUUGUCUGGCAUGCCUCGCCAAGCUACUUACCCAAGAAGCUCUCUGAACAUCACGAGGUGGUUGGUUUGCAACAGAUGGAUGAAGAUGUGAUCCCCAAAGUUGCAAAUGGAUUCCAUGGAGAAGAGGGUGCAUUUGAUCAGGAUAUGCAGUGGUGGUGUCCGCAGAGCUCAACGCGUCUAUUGGUGGCCCUCUGCUUUCUCCACCCAGAACUCUACCACAAUGGUGUGAAAGGCAAAAACAGGAACACUCGACAGGUGUUUCUCCGCCCACAACUCUUCCUACAGCUGGCCAGUUCUUUCAAGGAUCCAUCAAGAAAUAAGCAAACUAGGCUGAAGUAUCCUUUAUUAUAG